AUGAUUGCAAAAUGUCUUUUAGGUAUAUAUUUUAAUGUCAAUUUAAUAUUGGUGCUUAUUUCCGUUGUUCUUACAGUUGUCGUACUUAAUUUUCAUUAUCGUGGACCGAAAAAAUCACGUGUACCUCGUUGGUGUCGUCGUAUAGUAAUGGGUAAAAUUGGUCAUUGGCUUGGUUUUCAUUUUAUUAGUCAUGAACAAUUACUUUCUCCAUCAAAUCCUACUAAAAGUUUUGCACGACGUACUACUCGUCGAGAUAAUUCAAAUGGUGACAUUAUUAGUCGAAAUGAUAAACAUAGUAAAAUCAAAUUACCUCUUCUUUCAAAAACAACAACAACAACAACAACAACAACGACAGCAACACCAAUCGAUGAUUAUGACAAAGAUGGCAUGACUCAUACAUCAAUUCAGCAACAUUCAUUAACGCAUAAUAUAGAACAAAUAUUACUUAAAAUGCAAACACAAUUUGAUCCAAGUAGAAUUGAUGAUGAACAAUUAAAAGUUUCUAUAUUACGUGAAAUACUCGAAUGUCAACGUUUACUUCUAUCAAUACAUGCAAGAAAACAAAAUAUUCAUUCACAGUUAUUAUAUGAUAUAUAUGAAGAAUGGAAAAUUUUAGCUAUUAUUGUUGAUCGACUUUGUUUUAUAUUUUAUCUGAUUAGUAUGCUUGCUGCAUCAAUCAUUUUCUUUGUACGAGAACCAAUUUUGAGACGAAAUGGAUAG
Molecule: messenger RNA, 720 nt
Organism: Rotaria sp. Silwood2
Lineage: Eukaryota; Metazoa; Rotifera; Eurotatoria; Philodinida; Philodinidae
Source: the annotation of a GenBank genome assembly